Heteronotia binoei (common prickly gecko) is the source of this 970-nucleotide messenger RNA. RefSeq lists its product as uncharacterized. The transcript is spliced from 3 exons. The record is from RefSeq and is a predicted model, not a curated record. Bases 192 to 881 code for a protein of 229 amino acids. NCBI's taxonomy places the organism in Eukaryota, Metazoa, Chordata, Lepidosauria, Squamata, Gekkonidae.
AGCAGCUUCCUACACUUACAAAAUGACAUUAAGAUCUUGUUUAAACAUCUUCCCACAAUGUCAAACCAACGCUAGUGAUCUUCAACACCAAAUGACAGAUGAUGAUAAUGGGUAUUUUGGUUCCUUCCUGCAAAGCCAAACUGACAUUCUCACUACUCUGCUCUACUCUCUAAGCAAUAUUUGGUUGCAGAAUGAAGCAACUCUCCAGUUUCCUUCUCAUGUUGGUUCUAACAGGUUCUUUUGUGCUGAGUAAGACUCAUUCACCUACAACACCUAUAAUUCCUUUCUUUGAGAGACCAAAUGAAGCAGGAAGGAAUCAAGAGCUGAAUAUAUUACAAGGGGAAUCCCUCCGCAUAUAUCUCUUCUGUGACCAGGAACAUUUAAACACAGCGAAAGUAUGGUGCAAAGAAGAACCGCUGAAAGGAUGUCUCCUCCGUACAAAUCCUGUGAUCUUCUCAGAGCCAGAAUGGAAGGUUCUAACUAUGGCAUCAAAUCAAAAAGUCAAACUGGGGGAUUCAAGGAAAAGCUGUGCUUCUGUACACAUGACAACUGUUGAAGUAGAGGAUUCAGGGCUUUUCUGGUUUGGACUACUGCAUGGCCAGAAAAUUAACUAUUUGUCUCCAAUUAAAAUAGUGGUUCAUAAAGGUCUUUCAGUACCUAGUACAACAGACUCAUCUCCUACAUUUAGAACACCUUCCUUUGAAAGUUCAAGCAAAAUAGAAUGGAAACCAGUAAAGGUGACAGUAACACAAGGUGAGCCCCUCAGCAUAGUGGGCUUCUGUGGACAGCAGCAUCUGAAAACAAAGAAAGUCUGGUGCAAAGAAGAACUGCUAAAAGAAUGUAAUCUCAAAACCCAUGGACAGCUCUUGGGACCAGGGUAGAAGUACCUAACAACUGAAUCGAAUCAAAGGUUCAUAAUAAGAGGUUCUACGAAUGGCUGCAUUUCUUUAUUCGUGACAGAUCUGCAGUG